This is a messenger RNA of Cuscuta campestris, 1306 nucleotides long. NCBI's taxonomy places the organism in Eukaryota, Viridiplantae, Streptophyta, Magnoliopsida, Solanales, Convolvulaceae. The record is from the annotation of a GenBank genome assembly.
AACAAUUUUCAUUUUGUUCGUCGACAUCUCCGGCGACGACGCAUCUUCCUUCUUGCGUAGCGGUGUCUAGGCCUCCGGCAUUUCAUUGAAGCGGCCAUCCUUCUUCUCCGAUCUGCCUGAACAGCUCGAUUCGAUCCGGUCAAUAGUUUUACUCAAAUUCUCGUUCUGUAAACACUUCCCCAGCCUGAAGAAAUGGUCGGAUGGCAUCUGAAUCUGCCUUCCUUACUGCGUCAGGCUGGGAGACGAUUUGGACAUCCACAUACUGUGAUUUCCAACUCCUGCUUUCACGCUAAGGCUUCUCCAGUUAUGGGGCAGGUGUCUUAUUCUAAUAGUGUGAGAAAUUUGCUUCGCCCAUGCAUCCCAAGGACGUCAUUCCAAUAUCUACAGACAUCCGGGCUCUCUGGCUCGAGAGCAUUGCACGAUGAUGCAACACCCGUAUCUUCCCUAUUAACACCACAAAUAACAUCAGGUGAUGGUAAAACUGAGGCUGGGAAAGCAAUUUUGAAGCCCUCUACAGUUCAGGCAGUUUUGAAAGGAAUAAAACAGAGUCCAAAAAAAGUAAACCUGGUGGCUGCAUUAGUUCGUGGAAUGCGUGUUGAAGAUGCAUUGUUACAGUUGCAAGUGACAGUCAAGCGAGCUGCAAAAACAGUUUACCAGGUUAUACAUUCAGCUCGUGCAAAUGCUACCCACAAUCAUGGAUUAGACCCAGCCCGUCUUCUUGUUGCGGAGGCAUUUGUGGGGAAAGGACUCUAUCUGAAGAGGGUAUCUUACCACGCCAAAGGCAGGUCUGGCGUAAUGGAAAGGCCACGGUGUCGACUGACAGUUGUGGUCAGGGAGAUCACUCCCGACGAGGAGGCUGAAAUCGCUAAACUGAAAGUCGUCAAAUUCCGGAAGCUCACGAAACGUGAACACCGCCUGGUCCCACAUAAACUCAUCGAGACGACUCCAGUGUGGGCCCGUAGAACUAAAUCUCGAAAUAACAGACCAGUUGCCGACGAUGAUGCUGCUGCUGCUGCUUGAGCUGGUGUGGUGCCGCGUCCUUGGUAAAAUUCUACCUGAAUUUUUAGUCUUAAAUCUUUUUUUUCUUUUGUCAAACUAAUUCAGAACCUAAAUGCGCUGCUUGAUGUUUAAGUUCAUUAUAAGAGAUAAUUAUUCGAUUCACCCAAAUUUAGGGCCAUUUUGGUGAGCUAAGCAGAACUUAUAUUAUACGGAGUACUCUCCCUAUGAAUAUCUCUUUGGUUGUUUUGUAUGAAUUUUCCGAGUGUUCAUCAUGGUUCAUCCCUAAAAAUAAAUGUGAAGAAUUCCU